GAUUUAUAAGCCCCGAGAUAUCUUCGGCAGCAACAAUGGCCCAGAUAUCAGGGUCUCGUCGACACUAUUCCGAAACAGCGAAGUUUUCUGUUACCGAGCGAAGGCCACAAAACGAUUAUCCUUCUCGUCCAAGACUUCGCGAUGUAUACAGACCAGUGCACUUAGCUGCAGCUUCAGAGACGGAAAUCUGGCUAAUGGAGCUAUGGAAAGACUUCCUGCUCGAACCUACGCCUUACCUGGUUUUAUCUGCCACCCUCUACUUGGGCCUCUUUAUAAUAUUUUUACAGUAUUAUCCGACCGUUUUGAAUAUUGCGUACUUUCUCAUUCAACUUAUACCUUGGGAUGACGAUCUUGGAGCACCGGGCCAUCAAUUCUGAGUAUAUCUUAGGAUGCAUUUGUUUAGAGCGUGUUAGAUAUGAUACCCUACUUUGUAUAUAUUUUUUCUACAGUUUUUAAUACCUGCCAGGUGGAGGUAGAUUAGCAUCCACCAUUAAUAUUAAUUAUCUUCAAUUCGAAAUAUAUCA
Botrytis cinerea B05.10 is the source of this 524-nucleotide messenger RNA. RefSeq lists its product as hypothetical. The transcript has a single exon. NCBI's taxonomy places the organism in Eukaryota, Fungi, Ascomycota, Leotiomycetes, Helotiales, Sclerotiniaceae. The coding region runs from base 36 to 377 and encodes 113 amino acids. The record is from RefSeq and is a predicted model, not a curated record.